Bursaphelenchus okinawaensis is the source of this 4604-nucleotide messenger RNA. Lineage: Eukaryota; Metazoa; Nematoda; Chromadorea; Rhabditida; Aphelenchoididae. The record is from the annotation of a GenBank genome assembly.
AUGGUCAGCCCUCACACUGUCCUACUGUACGUAGGGCUACUGCAGGUAAGAGUUAGAUGUUUUGAAUCCGAGUGAGAGUGAGUUACCUAGUGAAAGCGCUCACUUAAAACCUGUUUUUGUCAUCAAUUUUAUAGGUUUAAAUGAUUUAUGAAACAUAGACGUAUCCCUAAUUAACUUAAACAAACUUUAAGACCUGUCUGGCCUUCUACACCUAUGCACCACAUCAAAGACAACAGGUAUAUCAGAACACUCCGGUGCCCCUCGGCUAUCAGCCACCGCCAAAUCCACCGGUAAUCGAUGACUACGGUAACACAAAUCAAUGGAAUACAAGAAAUAAUCAGGGACAAUGGAAUAAUCAGCAGAAUUGGAACGGAAACCAACACUUUAACAAUCAAGGUAAUAAUUGCAAGCAAAAUAUGCAAAAAGGCUAAACGUUACAAAAAAUGAAAAAGUUUUGCAAUCUGAAAUAAAGAUAACAUAAUCACAACUUCAGGAAACGUCCUUCAACGUGUUCACAAGCCAGAACCAGUCAUCAUUAAAACCCUAAUCCAGGUGUUCGCCAACGAACACGAUCCCAACUCAUUGUACUCAGAAGCCCGUCUAGUGACCCAAGUGGAUGGUGAAGAUCGAGUCCAACUCUCCCGCGACCUCGAGACCCAGAAGGGUGUGUUCAUCGGGACAGACGGCCCAAAACAGGCCUCUAAUCCAGGCAAUUUCGUGAGUCUUAACUCCGAACGUGUUGAUUACAUCAGUUUCAGGCUCAUGUGAAAGCGUACGCCGCUACCAACGGCUCCCACAUCACCGACAAGGAUUUGGAGCGAGAAUUGGACAGGGAAUUGGAGACCGCAAUACCUAUUAUUUUGGAUGAACUUGAGCGAAUUGCCAAAAAUAACAACGUUACCGUAAGUUAAGCCAAACGAAAAAACAGUUUUCUUCAGACACCACGUCCCCCUGACGAUAUCAACAGCGAGGACUUGGAGAGGUUGAUCGGAGAUGCUCUCUCGACCAUCAACGAUCCAGAAGAACGCAAGCACGAGCAGUUAGAACUAGAGAAAAUUAAACAUCUAACAUCUACACCUGCUACAACAACUUCCACUGCUACUCCUCAGACCACACAGACUACUACAACACCAUCAACUACUACAACUACACCUACAACUACCACAACAACCACCACCACCACCCCCACCACAACUACCGAAGCAGAAGAAACAGAAGUUCCAGUAGAAGAAGGAACACUUCCUCCGCUGAUCAUCUUCGAACGGACUACAGCAAUCCCAGAAGCCGAGGAAUCUGAAAGAAAAGAAACAGAAGAUGCGAAAGAAGAACCACGCACACUGCCUCCUGGAGUCAGUGUAGACGUGCAAGACCUUCAGCCAGUGACGUCAGCCAAAGAUUCUCAACAAAUUCCAGAAUCCGAGAGCUCGUCACCAGAAACCCUGACUGAAGGACCACUACCAGUGCCAGAUGACAAUCACCUACCAAACGAAGUUGUCACUACACCGUCUAUAACUACAGAAUCCUCUAAAGCAGAAGAAACUCAGAACAAUGACGCCAACACAGACUUCAAUCCGGAACCUGAGAAGGAGACAGAAGCCCCAACAACUACAGAAGCGACUACCACCACUCCCAGUACAACUACAGCACAAGAAGAGCAUCUGGUGCCCGAGAGUGCCCUGAAUGGAGAUGAAGCCAAAGAGCAUCCCCGCACCUGGAAACCGCGGCCGUCCACUGCUACUACAGGCAAGUUGUGAUGACUUUAAUUCGAAUAUUUAUCAGGGAUUCCCACGCAAGCCAUCGUCAUAUCCACCAUCUUAACAACCCCAAGUGCCAUAGAAACUGUAAGUCCCCCCAAUCGACAAUUAUUUAUAUCCAGACGACCGACAACGUUAUCGCCACCAUCCCCGAGGCCAAUGACGAGUGUCCCGUCCCCAACGAUAACACAGAAUCCCUCAAAGGUGACGUCCUCUUCCUUCUGGACGGCUCCAAGACCGUGAGCACGGGUCAGUUCGGGAACGGCCUCAAACUGAUCGCGGACACGGCCAGACAGUUCAAGAACAUUGGCCAGAACGGUGUGCAGAUCUCGUUGAUACAGUACAACGAGGAGCCCUUCCUCGAGUUCUCCUUCAGGAAACACAACUGCAUCACGGACUUGUUGGAGGAAAUCCAGGACACCAAGUACAUGAACGGAGACUCGGACUUGGGAAGAGCGGUGGAGAAGAUAAUGAAAUACGCCUUCACCAAAACCAGGGUAACCAGUUAGGAAGUAGAAAACAGUAGUAGCGUCAUGACAAUCAAAACACAAAAGCAAAAGUUGAAUUAACAUAUUAUUUAUCAAACAUUUUGAUCAAAAAUCCUAAACCUAAAAAAAACUUCGAAAACUGUUGCCAAUAUUGUUUUAGGGGGACCGUUCCGACGCUCCAAACGUUCUCGUCCUGAUCACCGAUGAUCUCGAUCAAGAAAAAAUCAAAUUCCCGGUCGAAUUGGCCCACCAAGAUGAGACCACGAUGUUGGUCGUUGCUACAAUCGAGGGAGAUCCGAAAGACUUCCGUGGCCUAGCUGAAACCUCAGACUUGGCCACCUUUGACCUAAAGAACAGUUUAGCCACGCCUUUGGCUAAACGCUUGGCCAAAAAGAUCGAAGCUGUCCUAAGAGGCGAUCACCACGUAGCCAACGAUGACUUCCAAGUUCUGACGACUACCGCUCCUAAGUACGGUGAUGAUACUACUAGUAAUGAAGACAGUACAGGUGGAGGCACUGGCUCCGUCAAUGGAGCGCAGCAAAGUGAUGAUACAGAAAAUGCUACCGGUAUGUAGACAAAGUAAUGCUUUUGAGCAAUAUAUGAAACUGAUUUUAGAAAGACCACAUCAUCUUCCGUCAACGUACUCUUCUGACAAUGUCCAGAUUCAAUGUCGCGGAGAUGGAGUCACGGUAAGAGACAAUGCCUAAACCCAAGCUUGUUUUAACUUCAAAAAGUAUUAUAAACCUUUAAAACAAUGUAAAACAUCAUCCUAAUAAUGUCACUGAUAUACAUCUAGGCCGUGUUCAAACUGCCCGAAUACUUUUCCGGAUUCAUUGGAGCAAAAGGCUACGAAACCGUGUCAGGGUGUUACAUCGAGAUACCACAGACGCACGAAGGAUCGAAUGUGAUGAGAGAAGUGACUUACAGUAUCAAGACUGGUGAAUGUGGUCAUACCUCCAUAAGCUCGGUAAACACUACACAUAUGCUUGUCUUAUCUUCCUAUUACUUCAAUAUAACAAUAACAAGCUCAAAUCAAUUUAGAAUGUUCCCCGAGGUCGAAACAACUCGGUGGUAAUCAACAUAUACCACCAUAAAGAACUAGUAACAGACCAAGACCAAAGCUACAUCGUACAGUGUUUUAUACCACGAAGACAUGUAGAACAUACGUUGGAGACAAAACUGGAUGUAGACGGGUGAGUAAUUACAUGUUUAGUAUAAUACUUUUAAAUAUUUUGAAAUGAAGAUAAUUUUUAAAUUAAAAAAUAGUCAAGUCUAUGGUACAACAAGAUAACUCUAGAUUAAUGGCAGUAAGUAAGACUAUCGCCUUGGAUGCCGUUCCUCCUACGUGUGAGUAUACUUUGAGAAGAGAUUCUCCUAAUGGCCCUAUCUUACAAUCAGCUAGUAUUGGGCAGAUCAUAUACCACAGAUGGGAAUGCAAAGCUUCUGACGGUAAGAACAUAUUAUUGUAUCCAAAGCUAAACCACUAUAGGCUACUGUUUUGAAUUACUUUUUUAAUAUUUUUUGAUACUUUUAACACUAGUAACGUUUGUUAUACUUAAGAAGUCAGCAGUGCUUACGGUAUCUAUGUGCAUGACUGUAAGGCUUCAAAUGGCACUGAUCGAAGCUACGAAAUCAUUGACAAUCAAGGGUAAGAUAAACUUACAGAGCCGUGUUGAAUGUUCUAAGAUUUCUUGAAGAAUUGACGACAAACUUUAUAUAAUGUCAAUUUAAAUCGAGAGUUUAGCUGUGCCGCUGACAGUUCUCUGUUGGGUGAAGUCGAGUAUGCUGAAGAUCAAAUCCUAGCUCAUGUCAGAGCUCAUGUAUUCACCUUCAUAAACGUGGAAUCGCUUUUGUUCUCUUGUAAGGUCAGCUUAUGUCUGAGAGAUGGAGAUGGCUGCGAAGGUUACUCGGUAAGAUACUUGCAUAUACGUCAUAUUCUGGUAAAUCACACGUCAAAAGGCAACAAUUGAACGUAUUUCAAAUUUAUUUGAAUUGAAUUUACUAUGCCUUACAUAGUAUUACUACAAUACUUUAUAAUACAUAUUGUCCUUUACAGCCCCCAGUAUGUCGCAAAACCAACCCAUCUGAGAUCCUUCUGACCCGACGCACUCGUCAGCUAGAACCUGCUUUGGAAGUGUCAUUGACACGCCAAGUGCAAACCAAUCAGCUAGACAUAAUGGACAUCAGACAUCCUCACAGAACAUACCACUUGUCGCUCGGCCUUUAUGUUCUCGUAUUCUUGGUGGCAAUAAUUACCAUACUUUUUGUAGCUGCCGUCCUGUGGUGUCGUACUGAGCGACAAGCUACAGUAACCCACUCCCAGAUCAAAGUAUUUUCUGUGUUCGAAACCUCAAAACCUUAA